UCGAUUUCAUAUUACUAACAAUGACAUCAUGCAAACAUUUUCACCAAACAAAACAUGAAAAUUACCCACCAUUUUUUCUAGGGAAAAACGAAACAAAUCCAAGUAGCUUAAAUCGGAUAUGUAUUUCUAUCCAACAUAGGAUAAACCGAUAGCAUCAUGCAUACCAUUGUACAAAGAAUAAAGAUAAUACUACUACAUGUUCUAAUUAUAGAUCUAUAUAUGUAUAGUGUGAAUGGUUGUUUAACAUGGAGCCUUGAUGGAAACUCAAUUAAAUUCAUAUGUAGAAUUGAAAGCACAAGUACAGUAAAUUUAUUUGAUAAUUAUGGACAUAAUGUUGCAAGAUGUAAUAUAAUUGGAUCUUCUGGAAACUGUUCCUCGUCUUCAUUUGUAAAAUCAACCAUCCAAGAGAAUGCAGUGAUGUUUUAUAUAGACAGGAACCGGCAGACAGGUGUAAAUGGAAACUGGUCUUGUUUACAGCAGAACAAUAUAUUCACAGCUGAAGUUUUAACAACGAAAGAUAUAACUGACUCUACUACCGUCAACCUGUUGGGCAAAAUCGUUCAGGAUAAGGAUGUCCAUAGGCUAUUGUUGACAUGCUCCUCAUGCAGGAUACCUAAAGGGAAAAGCGCAGAGUUUCUAAUGAAUAAUAGAACAGUUGAUCAUAUCACUUUUAAUGAUGAUUCGGGAAAAUGUACUCAUAUGCAUGGAGUAUGUAUUGCGGGUACAUGCAACUGCAGUCAAUCUGGAAAUACGUUCACUCGAAUGUUUGUACUCUCAAGACCGUUAAAAACUCCUACAUACUUUGCGUGCGACCUUAGAUUCGAAAACGAAGCAAAUUCAGUAGUAUUUUCUAAAGUUCCAACUGUGUCUUUCAACGGAAUUGAGUUUGAAAACAGAGGUACUCACACAGUCAUACCGAAAUUAUCUUACGACCCAAAUCGUCCAAAAGAGACAGACAAAGGAAAAGAAACAGCGCAAGUUGUGAUAGCUGUUUGCAGUACAAUAAUAUUGUCGAUUAUACUACUGGCGUUACUGGUGUUAUUGUAUCGGAAAAGUAAAAAAAGAAAAUCAGAAAAGAUACCAAUAAAUGGUGCAGACUCUCCGCUUAUUGAAAAGACUUCAGAAAAGAUGCAAAUAAAUGGUGCAGACUCUCCGCUUAUUGAAAGAAAAUCAGAAAAGAUGCAAAUAAAUGGUGCAGACUCUCCGUUUAUUGAAACUAUCGACAAAAGUUUUAAGGUCAACGUUGAGGACAAGAGCAUUCAGCAUGAUAGGGUUUUACAAGAUGUUGAACAGAUACAAGAUCCAGUUGUUCGAACUGAAACUAACGACAAGAGUUUUAAGGUCAACGUUGAAGAAGAGUGCAUUCAGCAUGAUAGGGUUUUACAAGAUGUUGAACAAAUACAAGAUCCAGUUGUUCAAAUUGAUACUCAUUACCAAAGUAUCAGUAUCAACUUUGUAGAUCAUAGCCUUUUGCCUGAUAAGUGUUUACAAGAUGUUGAAUGGAUACAAGAACCAGAUGGUAUAACUGAAACUAACGACAAGAGUUUCCUAGUCAACUUUGAAGAAGAUAACCUUCGGCAAGAUAUGUGUUUACAAGAUAAAGAACGGAUACAAGAUCCAUUUGUUCAAACUGCAGAAACUAACGACCAGAGUACACAAGUCAAUUUUGAAGAAGUUAGACUUUUGCAUGAAACUAACGACCAGUGUAUCCAAGUCAACUUUGAAGAAAAUAUAAUUUUGAAUGAAACAAACAAAAAGAGUAUCAGAGUCAACGUUGAAGAAGAUAAUCGUCUCCUAGAUAUUUAUAAACGAGUUUUAACUAGACGGAGCAUGGAGAUCAGCCUUAGCAGGCCAGCACAUUCUGCGGAUGCAAAACUUGAUGUACUAUUUAUGAACUGUAUUACUUUUAUUGAAUCACAAUGGGUUUCAAGAGUUGCUGAGGUACUGGAAAGGGAAUUUGGAUUGCUCUGUGGAAUUCCUUUAAUCGACAUUGACAGUUUCAAGAGUGUAUCCGAAACGACAAAGAUUGUUAUAACUUUUUCAGAGAAAUCUGCAAGACUUCCAGAUGCAUGGAAAAUGGCUGAAUUUUUACCAGCAGUUGUUAUUGUAAUGGUUGAGGAAUGUUCGAUCCCUAUUCAGCUCACUAAUAUGAAAUGUGUAGACGCUACUCAGGAUAUACAAAUCUGGUUAAAACAACUUAUGAUUGCUCUUAAAUUAAGAAAACCGUAAAUAAAGUCACACUUAUAUAAUCAGAAAUGGGAAGUAGGACGGACUGGUUUCGGCUGAAGAUUUAUAAAUUAUAUCUUUUUUUCAUGUCACUAACAGAUCAGUACAUGAGAAGGGUAAUUGGGAAAAGAAAUUGAUAUUGCUUUGUUUAAAUUUCCAAUGUAACUAACAGGAUCUUCUUUUAAGAUAUUGUUAUCGCUAAAAUAUAAACUAGUAACAUUGACAGCAAAAAUGACAAAAACAGGUUUCCAAAAACUAAUGCUUAAAAUGGUAUGCUACAUUUCUGAAAUAACGCUAAUGGCUGUAAGUAGACAUAAUUCUCUUCUUCUACUUAACUCUAGAAAUGAGAGUAGAAAAGGGGAUGAGAAAAUAUCAAUGAGGCAAUUUAGAACCAAAUAAUUCGAAGAUCAACAGAGAACAAUAUGGCCAAACAAAAUUAAAAUAAAAAUUAAAAUUAAACGAAAGACUGCGCAAUACAAAUUAAACCAAAAAGGAAACACUGAUUUAAAUGAGUUAUAUAAUUAAAAGUAGUAUAGGAUAAAAGUAAAUAUGGAAUUUUUGUGUAGGUGCGAGGCAAGGGUUUCAUUCCAUAAUUGUUCUAAAUGUAUAGGUUAAAUGUAACAUCAGGAGACGGUAUCGGUUUUUAAUGUGUGUUUUCUAAAAAAUAUAAAUUCAAAUGUCUUAUAUUUGUCUACCAAAAUUAGGAUUGUAAUUACAAAAAAAAUAGGUGAAUGUAACCAUAUCUUAAUCAAAUUGUCCUAUCUCAAAAACAUGUUUGUCGAUUUUCAUAUCUUGAUGGUUUUCGUUUAGGCCUUUUUGAUUUUUGAAUUGUCGGACAAUCUUCUGUAGUCCCUGUUUAAUUUAUUUACACUUUGGGUUGAGUACUGUCUCAUUAACAGUUUGACAUACAUGGUCACUGUAUUUUUCAUUCACACUUUUUUUCGUUGGUCCCUGUAUAAUAAAUUCAAACUUUUAAACUACAAACGAGAUAUACAUUUCUCAACUCAUUUUGUAUUCAAGAGCUUAGAGCUGCUACUCAGACUUUGUAAAACAUCACCAGUGUAUGAGUAGAAAGUUGAAGAACUAGGGGUAUGUCAAAUAAAGUUUCGUCCUUUUUCUAUAAAGGCUCAUCGAAAGAUACCAAGACCUGGUUGACAAAUAAUACACGAUGGUCUUUAUGUAAAGAUUCUAGGUACUUACGUUGUUUAUAAUCUUAAUAGUAUUCUUUCAUUUCUGCCUUUGUAAAUCAUUUCUUUCACUGUUUAGUCUAUUUUCGGUAAUAUCCAUUAGACAUGGCUCGUUGUGUUAUUGCGAUAUUGUAAUAAAAAAAUAUUCUUGUC
This is a messenger RNA of Mytilus trossulus (common blue mussel), 3566 nucleotides long. RefSeq lists its product as uncharacterized. The record is from RefSeq and is a predicted model, not a curated record. The coding region runs from base 157 to 2229 and encodes 690 amino acids. The transcript has 17 exons. NCBI's taxonomy places the organism in Eukaryota, Metazoa, Mollusca, Bivalvia, Mytilida, Mytilidae.